AAGGAGUACAGAAUGAAAGGAUAUUGAUCGCACGAUGAGAGCUAGUACGCGCAUGGCAGAUCCUUUCUGUCCCCAGCCUGCGCAGGCAGCGGGACUCUUUUCCAUCCGAAGUCUGAUAAGGUUGAUAGGCGAGAGAAGGAAUAAGAGGUUAGAGAGAUCGUGUCACUCGGUACUUAUCGAGUUUCGUGUUUUGUACCCGCGAUCCAAGAAGUAAGAUUCUUGAUAACAAGAAUAGAGAAAUAAAAAGAGAGAGAGAGAAAGAGAGAGAGAGAGAGAGAGAGAGAACGAAAGAAAGGAGAAAGAGAAAGAUAGAUAAAUAAAUAGAUAGAUAGAUAGAUAGACAGAGAGAAAGAGAGAGAGAAAAGAGGAAUUUGAUAGAGAGGAGGGAGAAAGAGAAAGAGACGGAGAGAGAGAAAGAGAGAGAGAGAGAGAGAGAGAGAGAGAGAGAUAGAUAGAGAGAGAGAAGAGAAUGAUAGCGCUUCGCGCCAAGGGUGUGCCGUGUUACGUCUGAGUCUGUCAGAAGUGUGCGAGAUGAUAAGAUAUCCCAAAGAAAAUAUUAUAAAGUUCGAUCUUCGUUAAGUCUAACGAUAAGUGAAAAAGAAAAGGGAAAAGAAAAAGGAAGAAGAAAAGAUAAGAGAAAAAGAAAAAAGAAAAAGAAAAAAAAGCGAAAGAAAAAGAAAUUAAUACAAGUGUCAAUGUGUUUGUUACUGCUCGCCAUUUUGUAUUAGAAAACUUUUCUCUCUAUCUUUCUUUCUCUUUGUAUCUGUCCGGUUUGUCUGCCUGUUUGUCUAUUUGUCUGCCUACCUGUCCUGAGUGUCUGUCUGGUUGCCUGUCUAUCUAUCUAUCUAUAUCUAUCCCCCCCCGCCCUCUCUCUCUCUCUCUCUCUCUCAUUCUCUCUCUCUUUCUCUUUUUCUACUUUUUGACAAGUUGACAAGUAUAUAUAUCUUGAUCUUUGGAUUGAUCUAGAUAAAGGGAAUAUAUUGUAUAGAAUUUAGGGAUCAUUGCCCUUUGAGAGAACAAUAAAUAAUGUCAGACUGCGAGGACAGCGAGGAUUCCUGCGGUGAGGAGGAAUUGGUUCCUAAAUGGGAAUUACGAAAGGAGUGGCUUGAAGGCAUAUUUGAAAAGCAUUUUGAGGAACCAGUUUUUGUACCUGAAUUCAAAAUCAUUCCAAGAUGCACGUCGAACGACAGUGUUCUAAGCGAUGUCACUUAUGCCGAAGCUAUAGUCUAUUCUAAAGUUGUCCGGCGCAGAAUAGGAAUCAUCAUCAAACGAUUACCGGACGAUCCCUUCAGUCGUUUCUUCGUGACCGAGGGUCAAUACGAUCUACGUGAAAUUAAAUUUUACACGCAGAUAAUACCGGACUUGAAGAAAUUCGAAGAUAUACAUAUCAAGGGAGAUCGAAUAAGUCUGGAAGAAAUGUAUGAUAAUUCAUUGAAGGUACCAAUAUGUUAUUACGCUCAUUAUAGUCCACCUGGAGGAACCGAUGAUAGCCCUGUACCACCGGAAUCGAUGUUGGUUUUAUCUGAUUUUGAUGCAACGAGCAUUAAAUUCUCCGAAGGAUUGACAUUCGCUGAAGCAAAAGCUGCCUUGGAUUCUAUAGCCUCGAUACACGGUCUAUCACUCAGCAUGAAAAUUAUAGACGGGAAACCUUUACCGGAACGUUACCCGUUCCUAUUUCAAAAGGCCAAAGCGACAGAUUCUUAUCAACAAAUGGUAGAACGAGGAUUCUCUCAAUUGGCACGCUUUUUAGAACGUGUGCCAGGACUCGAAACAGUUCUCGAAGCUCUUAUGGCACUUCGACCAAAAACCAAAGACAUCAUCAUGACCCUUCUUGCUCCAGAAGGUCCAUUAGCUCUGAUCACGCAUACGGACUUCUGGUGUAAGAAUUUACAAUUUCAUUAUGCCCAGGAACGUACCACGUGUUUCAUUCUCGAUUGGCAAAUGGUUGCUUAUAGCAGACCAACGAACGACGUUGCAUUAUUAUUGUUGAGCUCAUUGCCAAGCAAAUUGCGCCGAAAACACACGGAAUCUCUUUUGGAUUCAUAUUGGAUCGCUUUAAAUCGUUCCUGCUUCCUUUACGGAGUUGAUAUACCAAAAGAUCUUGGAUAUACGAGGAAAGAUCUCGCUAAGGAUUAUAGAAAAUCUCAAUUAUUGGCAUUAUUACUUUGUAUUGGAUCUAUAGAUAUAGCUUUGGGACAUCCACAAACGGAACAACGUUUAAUCGAUGUACUUCAAGAUCUUCAUAAUGAUGGCAUAUUAACCGAAGAGAUUGCAAUAACGACGACAGAAGCGGAAGCUUAAACGGCCUUCCUAUUAAUGGAACUAUAAUUCCUUCCUAUUACAGUGAAAAGAAAAAGAAAAGGGGGGAAAGAAAAAAAAAAAAAAAUAACAUAUAAUACACGAGCCAAGCUCUUCCAAAUGGGCCGUAGGAA
Vespa velutina is the source of this 2432-nucleotide messenger RNA. RefSeq lists its product as uncharacterized. NCBI's taxonomy places the organism in Eukaryota, Metazoa, Arthropoda, Insecta, Hymenoptera, Vespidae. Bases 1027 to 2301 code for a protein of 424 amino acids. The transcript has 3 exons. The record is from RefSeq and is a predicted model, not a curated record.